AUGGAUUCUGCGACCGACAAGGAAUGGGCAUCCAAGUAUCUUCUUGACCCUUUGAACGCGCCCGAGCCGUCACAGGAGGAUGGUCCUGGGAACACCUUCCGUCCAGGUGCCAGUGUUCCUCCGGUUCAGGCCUCGCCACCAUCAAGACACACAUCUGGUCGACGGCUCUCGAAGAAUCCCUACCGCAAAGGCUCUCUAUCUACAACGACCACGACGGAGAUCAGACGAAGCGCUUCCCUACACAGUCCCAGCAAUAGCAACAGCAACAUCAAUGGUCGUGGGAGCUUGAACGCCUCUCCUGCGUCUUCAACCGCUUCCCCAAUCUUGAGGCAAUCUCCACAUUCGCCUCGGUCUCCCAGUCACAGGCAAGAAGCUUUCGGCAACGACAACAAGCCUACUGGAACUGGACGCCGCAGGGGAAGCUCCUUAUCCGAGCGGUAUCCUGGCGACAUGUCACAUCGGCCAUUGGAUCAACUGGCGAAAGAAAAGGCUGCGGCAGACCGCGCGCGCUAUGCCACCAAGAAACAUCAUAUUCCUCCGGAUAUAGUCGACAAUCUUGACCAUAGUGGAGGUACUGCUUGGCAUCAUGGAGGACCCUACGAUGCCACCUUAUUUGCCCGGAACAACUCGGCCAACUCGCCUCUUGCCGCACUGGCUGAUUCCAAUGCCGAAGCUCUCAAAGCCACCCCAAGGGAGAGAAUCAUCGACAGUGUGGUGCGCCAUCGACCUCUCGACGGGGUCGCGGCUUAUCCCCCAGGCUAUCAGGACCCAAUGGGCAACGUGUAUCAUUAUGCGGAAGGCGACAACAUGAUGAUUGAAAAUAGUCCUGGAGGCGGCGCAUACAAACGAUGGCCCGGCGUUGAAUAUCUUCCCGAGGAUAUCAAAGGCAAGGGCGAGCCUAGCUACAGCAUCGAGAAAGGUUUGAAGGAGCAUUCGAUCAGUGACGACAAAGUCGGGAGUGAAGGCAUCGAAUUGGAGACCAGACACCGCAGCAGUAGCGGUGCCGUUCCCGCCGAUAGCUGGGAUGCUGGCCACAGCCAGGUGAGUCGAAGUGGAAGCAUCAGCAAAAGGCUGAGCGGCGGGUUGAGGAAGAGAUUGGGCAGUAUAAAGAGAAAAAGCCACCACGAAGAUUGA
Capronia epimyces CBS 606.96 is the source of this 1134-nucleotide messenger RNA. RefSeq lists its product as uncharacterized. Lineage: Eukaryota; Fungi; Ascomycota; Eurotiomycetes; Chaetothyriales; Herpotrichiellaceae. The record is from RefSeq and is a predicted model, not a curated record. The transcript is spliced from 2 exons. Bases 1 to 1134 code for a protein of 377 amino acids. Gene Ontology annotation, cellular component: cytoplasm.